This is a messenger RNA of Oreochromis niloticus (Nile tilapia), 1235 nucleotides long. It is a transcript of the gene nit2, whose product is annotated as nitrilase family, member 2. The coding region runs from base 135 to 995 and encodes 286 amino acids. Gene Ontology annotation, cellular component: mitochondrion. The transcript has 10 exons. Lineage: Eukaryota; Metazoa; Chordata; Actinopteri; Cichliformes; Cichlidae. The record is from RefSeq and is a predicted model, not a curated record. Gene Ontology annotation, biological process: L-glutamine metabolic process; oxaloacetate metabolic process. Gene Ontology annotation, molecular function: omega-amidase activity.
AGUACUGUUUUUUUUUUUUUUUUGUUACAUGAAGAAGUUAUAUCAGGGCUCUUAUUUUGAAAACCAAUCCGCCACCCGGAAUCACAUGACCCGGACUGUGGCGCGGUGAAGUGUGCAGCUAGUCCUGUGUGUACAUGUCUACUUUAGCCAAAGUCAUGUCCAAGUUCCGUCUGGCGGUGAUCCAGCUGCAGGUGAGCAGCGUCAAAGCAGACAACCUGAGCAGAGCCCGGAGGCUGGUGAAGGAGGCUGCAGGACAGGGCAGCAAAGUGGUGCUGCUACCGGAAUGCUUCAAUUCUCCAUAUGGGACCAACUUCUUCUCGAGAUACGCCGAGAAGAUCCCAGGAGAAUCCAGCCAGGUGCUGUCGGAGGCAGCAAAGGAGAACAAGGUGUAUCUGGUGGGAGGAUCCAUUCCCGAGGAGGAUGGUGGGAAGUUGUAUAACACCUGUACAGUGUUUGGCCCUGAUGGAGAGAUGAUUCUCAAACACAGGAAGAUUCACUUGUUUGACAUCGACGUUCCCGGAAAAAUCCGCUUCCAGGAAUCUGAGACGCUGAGCCCGGGGAACAGUUUAUCGCUGUUUGACACACCGUUCUGCAAAGUGGGUGUUGGGAUCUGCUAUGACAUGAGGUUUGCGGAGCUCGCCCAGCUCUACAGCAGAAAGGGCUGUCGGCUGCUGGUUUACCCCGGAGCCUUCAACAUGACCACAGGCCCCGCCCACUGGGAGCUCCUGCAGAGGGGGAGGGCGCUUGAUAAUCAGGUGUAUGUGGCCACAGCAUCACCUGCCAGAGAUGAAGCUGCCUCCUACGUGGCCUGGGGUCACAGCACUGUCGUGAACCCGUGGGGAGAAGUCAUUUCCAAGGCUGGACCAGAGGAAGCUGUUAUUUAUGCUGACAUUGACCUGCAGUAUUUGGCCGACAUCCGGCAGCAGAUCCCGAUCACAUCUCAGCGUCGGGACGACCUCUACGCGGUGACGUCUGUGCAGGAAGGCUCGAGCUGAACUCUGAACCUCGAUCCAGCUCUUCAAAUCGAGCAAAAAUGAUCCUGUAAAUUCUCAUCCACGUGAUUUUUGUUAAAGUGGAUUGAAGAGAGAUGCAGACCUGCAGCAGCUCACCGUCCAGCGGAGGAGGAGGCUUUUAAUCGUGAAAACAUGAGAAUCAGCUGGACAGUUGCUGAUUGGCUGUUUUAAGAUAACUUGAAUGAAGAAAUGUUUCAUUAAAAGCUGUGACUUUUGUAUCCA